Messenger RNA from Musa acuminata subsp. malaccensis (wild Malaysian banana), 546 nucleotides. Lineage: Eukaryota; Viridiplantae; Streptophyta; Magnoliopsida; Zingiberales; Musaceae. The record is from RefSeq and is a predicted model, not a curated record.
AUGCACCAACUCAUAAGAACCUACAACUUGUUUGGCCAGUUCCGCUGGAUUUCGUCACAAAUGAACAGGGCAAGAAACGGCGAGCUUUAUCGCUACAUAGCCGAUACCCGUGGAGCUUUCGUUCAGCCAGCUUUCUAUGAAGGUUUUGGCCUCACUGUGGUGGAGGCCUCAACUUGCGGUCUCCCAACAUUUGCUACUUGUCAUGGAGGUCCUGCAGAAAUUAUCGAGCAUGGGGUAUCAGGUUUCCAUAUAGAUCCACAUCAUCCUGAUAAAGCUGCUGCACUCAUGGUUGAGUUUUUUGAACAUUGUAAAGAAGAUGCCGACUACUGGAAUAGCAUAUCCAAAGGAGGAUUGAGUCGAAUCUAUGAGAGGUAUACAUGGAAGAUCUAUUCGGAAAGAUUAAUGACACUGGCUGGGGUUUAUGGCUUCUGGAAAAAUGUGUCCAAGCUUGAAAGGCGCGAGACGCGGCGCUAUCUUGAGAUGUUCUACGUAGUACAAUUCCGAGAGCUGGUGAAAUCUGUCCCUCUUGCAGUUGAUGAGCACUGA